AUGAAUUUAGAACUUCUCGAAUCGUUCGGACAAAACUACCCGGAGGAAUUUGAUGGCUCGCUAGAUUGCAUCUCGUUGGCAGUAACAUGUGCUUUCAACAAGUACGGCACACUGUUGGCCGUGGGUUGCAACGAUGGGCGCGUUGUGAUUUGGGACUUUCUGACGCGCGGCAUCGCGAAAAUCAUAUCCGCCCACGUACACCCGGUGUGCAGUCUGUGCUGGUCGCGCAAUGGCCACAAGCUGCUCUCCGCAUCGACCGACAACAACGUCUGCAUUUGGGACGUUCUGAGCGGUGAUUGCGAGCAAAAAUACCGCUUUCCGUCGCCAAUCUUAAAGGUACAGUUCCAUCCGCGAAACGAUAACAAAUUUCUGGUCUGCCCGAUGCGGUAUGCCGCAAUUAUGGUCGAUGUCGGUGGUAAGCACGAGUGUCUACCGCUGGACAAUGAUGGUGAUUUAAAUAUCGUCGCUGCAUUUGACCGGCGCGGAGAACACAUAUACACCGGUAAUGCGAAAGGAAAAAUAUUAGUGCUCAAUGCAAACACGCUAGAAAUCGUCGCCAGUUUUAAGAUUGUGCUCGGUAGCUCCAGCGUAACAGCGGUUAAGAGCAUAGAGUUUGCGCGACGAGGAGAAGCAUUUCUAGUAAACACUUCCGACCGUGUCAUUCGAGUGUACGAUUCAAAAGAGGUAGUCACGUGUGGGAAGGAUGGCGAACCGGAACCGAUCCAGAAGCUACAAGAUUUAGUGAACAAAACAACGUGGAAAAAGUGUUGCUUUUCGGGUGACGGUGAGUACAUAUGUGCCGGUAGCGCCCGCCAGCACGCGUUGUACGUGUGGGAAAAGUCCAUCGGUAAUCUGGUGAAAAUUCUGCACGGCACCAAGGGUGAGCUGCUGCUUGACGUCGUUUGGCAUCCGGUGCGUCCGAUAAUCGCUAGCAUCAGUUCCGGACUGGUUUCGAUUUGGGCACAAAAUCAGGUAGAAAAUUGGUCGGCCUUUGCGCCCGAUUUCAAGGAACUGGAUGAGAACGUCGAGUACGAGGAACGCGAAUCGGAGUUCGACAUUACCGAUGAGGAUAAACCGGUCGACUUGGCCGCGGAAUCCAAGCAGGACGAGGAGGUUGAGGUUGACGUAGUCUCGGCCGAACCGAUCGCAGCCUUUUGCAGUUCGGACGAGGAGUACGAGGACGAACAUGCGCUUCAGUUUCUGCCAAUGGCUCCAGAGGUCGAAGACCCGGAGGAUGGUUGGGGUUCGCAGGAUAACGCCGAUUCGCUCGGUGAAAAUGAACCUUCUAUGAAGAGGCGCAAAAUGAGCCAGUACGAGAUAGCGCUGGAUAACGCCCCGAUCGAUGACGUGCAUCCGUUGCUGCAGAACAAGACGAACAAAGACAAGCAAUCGACAACGAGCAAAAAAGCAGCCGGACGGCCUCGGAAAUAAAUUCGCUUUCUUUUUGGAUACAU
This is a messenger RNA of Anopheles nili, 1454 nucleotides long. RefSeq names its product retinoblastoma-binding protein 5 homolog (gene Rbbp5). The record is from RefSeq and is a predicted model, not a curated record. The coding region runs from base 1 to 1431 and encodes 476 amino acids. NCBI's taxonomy places the organism in Eukaryota, Metazoa, Arthropoda, Insecta, Diptera, Culicidae. The transcript is spliced from 6 exons. Gene Ontology annotation, molecular function: protein binding. Gene Ontology annotation, cellular component: Set1C/COMPASS complex.